This is a messenger RNA of Malassezia japonica, 1614 nucleotides long. RefSeq lists its product as uncharacterized. Lineage: Eukaryota; Fungi; Basidiomycota; Malasseziomycetes; Malasseziales; Malasseziaceae. Bases 1 to 1614 code for a protein of 537 amino acids. The record is from RefSeq and is a predicted model, not a curated record. The transcript is spliced from 2 exons.
AUGCUGGACGAAACGACUCCGGCACCGCCAGAGGCUGGACAUCCUGCUCCACAGGAGCCUCAGGAGAAUGAGUCCAAGAUGAUUACUGAGCAAACUCCUGCUCAGGUGCCGCUGCCGGAGGAGCGAAAGGCACCCGAAGAACCCGCGCCGCAGCCCCACCCGACACGCAACAACUCGGAUCCUAUUCCCCAGUCGGACGAUAAGCAAGAGGAGGACACCAAUCAGCGCUCUGGAAGUGCGCCUGCAGAGGCACCCAAGAGCACGGACGAUACCAAUGCCCAAGAGUCUGACCCCGCCAACCCGGACGUACAGCAGCAGAUGCGCGAACAGGAAACAACGCGUCUCAUGUGGCUCUCGCUACCCGAGAACGACCAGUCAGCCUACUACUCCGAUCCCGAUGAGGAUGAAACGCCAGACUAUAACGAUCCAGGCCCGUCCCAGUAUACCAACCGCAACCACAAGCUGCGUACCAAGGACGGCAUGCGCUGGAUCCACCGUGGAAAAUUGGGUGACUGGACAGAGGCGCGUGCAGAGCGCGAGCUCCAGGAGCGUGAGGAACGGAGAAUCGAUGCUUUCCAGCACGCCAGUGUCGAAGCGCUCCUAGAGGCUGAGGCACACAUGCCGGGGGGUCUCGGUGGCAUCUGGCGCGAACCUCCUCGCUUCAAACGCAGGCGGGUCGGCGUGCCGACGGCGCGGCGGAACAAACUGCGCACCGAGAGUAUGGACCCUGAAAACGAUCUUUUGGGCGACGACUUGGACGAAGAGGAGCGCUUGUCGCUUAGCGCAGCCACCUUGGCACCGUCGCUCCUCCUCCCGGUGCUCAGCCCUCGGGACUUGCUGCAGAGCAAGCUGCUCAAGCAGAUCUUUUGUAACCCGCACAUUACAGCCCUGAGCCGUACAGCACUGGAUCUGCGCGAAAGCGAGCAUGCAAUGAACCGUGCAUUGGGCCGCUGCUUUGGGGCCAUGGAACGCAUUUUUGAUUCGGACCCACGCGAGGUGGAUGCGAUUGCGAUCGGCUCUUUGCGCAAGCCUCAGGAGGAGAGCGAGGCGCCCGCUCCUGCUUCGGGGGCUCUGGCCGUCAAACAACAAAGCGAAAAGGCGAAUGCCGCGCAGGACGAAGCGCAUGCCGGAAGCGAGGCGAUGGAGCAGGACCCUGUGCCUCAAGACACCAAGGAGGAGCCGGAGCAGAAGCAAGAAGAGCCGAAGCAACCACCUUCAGAGAGCUGCCCGCCGCCGCCGCUGGGCCCGAUGGAUAUUGCGCCGCCCUUGGCCCAGAUUAACAACCUGUUCCUGACUAAGGAGGGGUUGACUAUCCCGGUGCCCGAAUCUAUGGGCGAAGCGGGUGAGGGCAAUACUUUGACGCUCUCGGAAGAGGACCAGCGCGAAAUUGUAUAUGGAAGCCUCGAGUCGCUGAAUGAUUUGUACUCGGACAGCCGUGAAUAUAUGGAGCGCCUCGAAGAGGUGCGUGCCAUGCUCGCAGACGUCGAGUGGCACCGCGGGCAUAUUUGGAAUAUCCUUCGAAGCUGGGCGUCCAAGAAGGACAACGAGGAGUACCAAGCAACCAAGAUGUACCGGGAUGCGCGGAAGAAUAUGCACAACGUUCCCGAACUAUGA